ACUGCGUUCAUAUCGGGAGUACAGCCCAAAUCCACUUCGAUAGUUCCACUUUCAUAGUUCACUUUUUCACUCUUCCCGCUGUUUCUAUUUAGCGAAACCCUUUUUCCGAUAAACCCCUUUUCUUCCAAAGUUUGAAUCUUUUCAGCUUCUUAUGGAAAAUCAGCCCAAAACCGAACCUGGGUUAGGUUCAACUGACCAAACAAACAUGGAAGCCAUGAGCAUUCAGGAACUUGUUUCAGUGUUGCGCACAGCUUUUCUGACAGAAGACUUUGAUAAAGUUGAAGAUGUUUUAGUCAGUAGAUAUAACAAACUUCAAACAGAGAUUUUACAUCUUCAAGAGAAGUUUGAAUUGGAGAAACUGAUGAGGUUUCAAGCUGAGGAAGAUUUGAUGAAAAGAGAGGAACUUUGUGAAAAAGGGAAAAAAGCACAGAAUAAUUAUGAAACAUUGUUGAAGGAAGUUAAGAAAACUAGUUUAGUUGACAGAAACAUCAUUGGAGAGCUAAGAAAUAAGAAUGAUGAAUUGGAGUUGGAAGUUUGUGAGCUGAGAAAGUUGAAGAAAAGAUGGAUGGAUGAUACCAAUGCUCUUUCUGAACUAAUUCACAAAAGAAGCAAGGAUGCUCAAGGUGCAUCAUCGUCAUCAGGUAUGAUUUCAUUGGUCCAAUUGGAAGUUUGUGAGCUGAAAAAGUUGAAGAAAAAAUGGGUGGAUGAAUAUAGCAAUGGUCUUUCUGAACCGGUGAACAAAAGAAGCAAGGAUGCUCAAGGUGCAUCAUCGUCAUCAGUGACGACACAAACUAGAGAAGCUACGAUUGAUGCUGCCCAUUUUGGACAUGGGUAUUCUACUACCAAUUUAAGUAGGGAGAGUGCAGCAAGACAUGCACCUAUAGUAGAGAAUGACAGCAUUCAUGUCUUAGAGGAAGUCAUUGCGACAGACAGUGUUGUUGUCCCUCCAUCAGACGUGCAGGAACAAAUGGUUACACAAAACAAAGCAAAGAGAAAAAGGCUUGCCACGAACGCCUCUUCUAACUCCUUUGACAACUUCCACUUCAUAUCAUUGGUCCAUCAAGAGCGCUAUUCUGAGUUACAGUUUAAGUCCAAAAACAGCUUUGUGUUUGAAAAAAAUUUCCGGUUAGAAGGCGACCAAUUCUCGGAUAUUCAAGCAAUGAUAGUGGCCAGAGGAUGGGUGGAAUUGGUAUCAUUUGCAAAAGAGUCUAGUACGACAUUAGCUAAAGAGUUCUUUGCAAAUGCCUAUCAGGGUCCUGCUAAAGAAGAUGGGAAUGAUAAGAAUGAUCAGAAGCAAUUCACUAGUUUUGUCAGAGGGAAGAGGGUUCCAUUUGAUGAUAAAGUUAUCAAUCAAUUGUUUGGGCUUGAGAACUACGAGCAGUGUUCCUUUGAAGCAAGAAAGGGUAAGGGCUCUAACAUUGAUCAUCAGGAGAUUCAUAGUACUUUGUGUAGACCCGAGACCGAUUGGAUUAGGAACAAAGACGGAACACCAGCAAAACUCCGGACUGGUUAUCUCACACCCAAUGCUAAAGCAUGGGCAGCAUUUGUUUUGCAUACCUUGCUCCCAUGUUCAGAUGUGUGUUACUUGACCGUUCAAAAAGCAACCUUGGUGACUGCAAUCCUUAAGGGUGAACCGGUCAAUGUUGGCCGUCUCCUGGCAGAUGACCUUUGGAGCACAGCUAAUUCUGGUCACACAAGCUACCUCAACCACGCCUCACUGAUCAGCAAGCUUUGUGAAAGGGUGAAGGUGUACCCUGAAAUGAAUGAGGAAAUGGUGAUGCCAUCUUUGUCAAUCAACGCGAAAUGGAUAGAAAAGAAAUUCACUGUAUCUAAGAAAAUACCUGUGCAUCCGCACAAGUUGCUCAAUGUUGGUUACAAUAUUUAAGGUAUACAUAGUAUGUUAAUCUUUCAGGUUUUGUUAUAAAAAAUAUAAUGAAGUGAAAUUAUUUGGAAAUUGAUUGGUCAUACAAAUGAACCGUAUUAAUACUGAACAUGAAAUUGUACUGACGACAGAUUCAAAAAAUGAUCUAAUUUCAUUGCAUAUAGUAAACAUGGUUCUACAAUACUUU
Molecule: messenger RNA, 2069 nt
Organism: Trifolium pratense (red clover)
Lineage: Eukaryota; Viridiplantae; Streptophyta; Magnoliopsida; Fabales; Fabaceae
Exons: 3
Coding region: 152-1885 (577 amino acids)
Source: RefSeq, a predicted model, not a curated record